Fonsecaea erecta is the source of this 1509-nucleotide messenger RNA. RefSeq lists its product as hypothetical. Gene Ontology annotation, molecular function: hydrolase activity. Lineage: Eukaryota; Fungi; Ascomycota; Eurotiomycetes; Chaetothyriales; Herpotrichiellaceae. The transcript has a single exon. The record is from RefSeq and is a predicted model, not a curated record. The coding region runs from base 1 to 1509 and encodes 502 amino acids.
AUGACCGUCAAGCACCCCUUGACAGCACCCGGCCCUUUCACGCCGACACUUAUCCUUCACGGAGGCGCAGGGUCCCUCUCCCGUGCAAAUCUGCCUCCGGACCUCUAUGCACGUUACCGUGCCUCCCUCACCAAAUACCUCACAGGUACCCGUGAGUUACUCAACUCGGGCACAUCCGCACUUGACGCCGCAUGUCAUGCGGUUACUUUGCUGGAAGAUGACCCCCUAUUCAAUUGCGGUCGUGGGUCCGUCUUUACCGAAUCAGGAACUAUUGAGAUGGAAGCCAGUGUGAUGGUAUCUUCCGUCGACCCCGCCGGACCCCCUGCAGGUGGAAUCAAACGUGCCGCUGCCGUCAGCCUCGUCAAGAACACGAGACAUCCGAUUUUGCUUGCCAAGGAAGUCCUCCUGGAACCAGAUGAAGAUGGAGGCCUGGGAGGCACGAGUUCGAUGCACUGCCAGCUGAGUGGGAGACAGCUCGAGGAAUGGGGUUGGCGACAGCGGGGUCUCGAGAAGAAACCAGACCGCUGGUUUUGGACCAAAAAGCGCUGGGAGGAGCAUAGGAAAGGGCUCCACCAUGACGACUCCUACUCGUUCAACAAUCUCGUUGCUUCAAUCGAUCCAUACACCGAGUCACCCUUUGAAGACGACGACUCCGAGGUGGAUGAGAUUCCCAGCCAAGGCACAGUCGGAGCCGUGUGUCUAGAUUCCUGGGGCAAUCUCGCUGUGGCAACAUCAACCGGGGGACUUACAAACAAGAAAGCCGGCAGGAUUGGAGACACGCCGACCAUCGGUGCUGGGUUCUGGGCUGAAGCCUGGGAAGAGGAUCCUCCUAAGCCGCCCCAGGCCCCGGAAAAGCCACCGUCACGCAGGGCUUCGGGUCUGGGGAAACUACCCGUCCUGGACCAGAUCUUAUCACCUUGCCUCAGCCCAACCGAGCCCGAACAUCCCUCCGAGCAACUGAACGGAGCUCCUCCGGCGUAUACUGCAUCAACAACUACCUCAUACCAAUCCUACCCGUCGCCUCAUGUCCGACACCCUUCUUCGUCUUCUGCUCAACCUACACGAAAACGUCGCCGCGCUGUAGCCAUGAGCGGCACCGGCAACGGGGAUUCCUUUCUGCGCCUCAACGCCGUGCGCACGGUCGCUGCACACUGUCGCCUCUCAGGUCCGCCCUCUGUGUCCCUGGCCGACGCAGUCAAACUGAUCACCGGCCCUGGCGGCGAACUACAACGCUCAGCUGGCGAUCGCUGGGGUAGGACGGGCGAAGGCCAAGGCGGCAUCAUCGGCAUCGAGAUCAGUGAUGAGCAGGAGGACGAGGCAGAAGAACCCCUUCAGAUGUGGCCAGGUGGCUUCGAGAAACGAGUUCAGCCGGAAACGUCGAGGAACAAGAAGAAGAGAGGCCGGGUAGUGUCCGAUUUCAACUGCGGUGGCCUGUUUAGGGCAUAUUACGAACUCGACGAAACUGGCGUCGAGACACCCAAAGUCAUGGUCUUCCACGAGGAGUAUUGA